CACUUCUAGAUCGAACCACUCAGAAAAGAAAACACAAUUCACUAAAUUAAUUAACAAACAAAAAAGAUGGAGAAUUUCCCAGUUGUGGACAUGGAGAAGCUCAAAGGUGAAGAUAGAGAAGCUACCAUGGCAUUGAUCAAAGAUGCCUGCGAGAACUGGGGAUUCUUUGAGCUGGUGCAUCAUUCGAUUCCAAUUGAACUUAUGGACAAGGUGGAGAAGUUGAACAAAGAGCAUUACAAGCAAAGCAUGGAGAGUAGAUUCAAAGAGCUAACGGCAGCCAAAGCCCUUCAUCAUCAUGAUCAACUCCAAACAGAGGUCACCGAUAUGGACUGGGAAACCACCUUCUUCAUCCGCCAUCUCCCUAACUCGAACAUCUUCGAGAUCCCAGAUCUCGAAGAUGAAUACAGGAAAGUGAUGAAGGAAUUUGCUGAAAGAUUGGAGGUUGAAGCGGAAAAUCUCUUGGACUUGUUCUGUGAGAACUUGGGGCUGGAAAAGGGGUACUUGAAAAGAGCCUUCUCUGGCUCUAAAGGUCCAAACUUUGGGACUAAAGUGGCUAACUAUCCACCAUGCCCUAAACCGGAGAUGUUCAAGGGUCUCCGUGCCCAUACCGAUGCCGGUGGUAUCAUUUUGCUCUUCCAAGAUGACAAAGUCAGCGGCCUUCAACUCCUCAAGGACGAUAAACAUUGGAUCGACGUCCCCCCAAUGCGCCACUCCAUCGUGGUCAAUCUCGGUGACCAACUAGAGGUGAUAACAAACGGAAAGUACAAGAGUGUGGUUCAUAGAGUGGUGGCUCAAACAGAGGGGACGAGGAUGUCGAUUGCUUCCUUUUACAACCCGGGAAACGAUGCCGUGAUCUCUCCUGCGCCUACGUUGGUCGAGAGGGAGGCCGAGGAUGUGUACCCCGAGUUUGUAUUCGAUGAUUAUAUGAAACUCUAUGCAUCAUUAAAGUUUCAGGCCAAGGAGCCCAGGUUUGAAGCUAUGAAAACUAUCAUCCAUCAGGAGGCAGCUAAUAAUACCAAUAAUGUCAACAAUAAUAUUGCUCCAACUCCAAUUGCCACAGCUUGAUUGAUCCGAGAUUAAUAAUUAAUUAAGGUCUAUUAUUAUUAUUAUUAUUAUUAUAUAAAUGUGUGUUAUUUUAAGUUGUUUUUUUAUAUAUAAUAAAAAAACAGUCUAUUAUAAGUAGAAAGACAAAAUCUCAAGGGUUGCUUUGGUAGAAGUCAUCAGUUUUAAUUAUUACUUGAGUGUUUGUGUGUGUCACUGCUACUAUGUAAUGUCAGAUUCUCAAUAUUUAUUGAAAUAAUUAUUAGUU
Molecule: messenger RNA, 1309 nt
Organism: Impatiens glandulifera
Lineage: Eukaryota; Viridiplantae; Streptophyta; Magnoliopsida; Ericales; Balsaminaceae
Product: 1-aminocyclopropane-1-carboxylate oxidase-like
Exons: 4
Coding region: 67-1065 (332 amino acids)
Source: RefSeq, a predicted model, not a curated record